AGGCUGUGUUUGUUAUUUCAGAUGGGGUGGGGAAACAUUUACAUAAGACGCAUCAAAGUCUACAAGCUGGCUUUCAAAGUUUUCCUGGACUACAAGGUUGUACAGAUAAAAGCGAAAUGGAUUGAAAAAUCUAAAAGAGAUGGUUUAUGGGAGAAAGCUCAUAACCGAAAUGGUAAGCGUAUUGUGAAUUUGAUAACAGAGUUGAAUGGUUUAUGGGUGAAACUUGGACAGUACUUAUCGGGGCGUGCCGAUGUGCUUCCGGUAGAGUAUAUAACUCUUCUCAAACAAUUACAAGACUCGCUUCCUCCUCGUCCUUUACAAGAGGUUUGUCAGACCAUAGAGAAAGAGUUGGGUGAAUCUAUGGAUGAUCUCUUCAUGGAUUUUGUCCAAAAACCUUUAGCCACAGCAUCAAUUGCACAAGUCCACCGUGCCAAGCUGAGUGACGGGCAGGAUGUGGUUGUCAAAGUUCAACAUCUGGGCAUCAAGAAAAUUAUCUUGGAGGACUUAAAGGAUGCAAAAUCGAUUAUUGACUGGAUAGCUAGGGUAGAACCGUUAUAUGAUUUCAAUCCAGUUUUAGACGAAUGGUGCCGAGAAGCUCCAAAAGAACUUGACUUCAAUCUUGAAGCUGGUAUGAUAAGUUUUUACUUCAUCAUAUUUUUGGAGCAAAUAUUAGUUGUCUUCUGUUCCUAUUACAAGAUUUUUAGUAACCCUAAAAUCCAUGAUGCAUUCUUGGGUGUGGGUGAUUAUGAGAAUUUGACCUUUCCGAAUGGGCCAUUUGGACUGGGGUUUAAGAGGAAUAAAGCUGCAGAUGGAUCGAUUAUUGGUUAUGGGCACUCGGGCAUCGGUGGAUCAACAGGUUUCUGUGACAUAAAAAACAGGUUUGCUAUCUCGGUGUCCUUGAACAAAAUGUCAUAUGGUGCUACAACUGCAAAAAUCGUUGACUUUCAUGCAUCUGGGAAGAAAUUUCAGGAGAUACUUGAAGAAGCAUUCAUUCGACCGCUAAAUAUUGAAGGCGAGCUAUAUGUUGGAAUUCCACCAGGUGUGGAAUCUCGACUUGCAACUCUUACAAUAGAUGAAUAUGAUCUCAAAAAGUACGCAGACAAAUCUUAUCAUUCUGACCUACCCCCUGAGUUCCAGCUCGACAAAGUUGCAGAGCUCAUCACCACCUUGCCAGUUUUCUUUAACAUGCUGAAAAUUCGUCGUGCCAUCUUACCUGCUACUAAUGGACAUUGCUCAGCCCGUGCGGUUGCACGCUACUAUGCAGCCCUAGCUGAUGGGGGAGUAAUCCCACCCCCACAUUCCUCUCUGUCCAAGCCAACGCUUGGCAGUCACACCCACAUCCCCAAAUUUCCUUCACAGAAGUCACAAAAGCCAAAAGGUAAGAAAAGCAAGGAGGUACCUGCUGCUUCAAAGGAAAACACAAACAACCAAGGUAAAGAUGCUAGUGUUGAUGAUUACACUCGACUCAGAAAUCAUGGUAGCAAGAUUUUUAGUAACCCUAAAAUCCAUGAUGCAUUCUUGGGUGUGGGUGAUUAUGAGAAUUUGACCUUUCCGAAUGGGCCAUUUGGACUGGGAUUUAAGAGGUAUAAAGCUGCAGAUGGAUCAAUUAUUGGUUAUGGGCACUCAGGCAUCGGUGGAUCAACAGGUUUCUGUGACAUAAAAAACAGGUUUGCUAUCUCGGUGUCCUUGAACAAAAUGUCAUAUGGUGCUACAACUGCAAAAAUCAUUGACUUAGUUUGUUCAGAGCUAAAUAUCCCACUGCCGGUUGAGUUUUUAUUUGUUAAGGACUUUGAGAAGCCUCUCUUUAGCUGAAAAUGAGUAUCUCAUAUCCCAUUUGUAUAAAUUAUAUCCAAGUCAAAUAUUGGUUCCAUAGAGGAUGAAUUACCGAACAUUUCAUAAAGGAAUUAUAUUGAACUUGAGAAGGCACAGUGAGCUGUUUCUUUGCCAUCUUUGUUUUGUUUUUAGGGGGCGAGGAUUCAGAAUUUGAUCAUCUAGUGAUGAUCU
Messenger RNA from Pistacia vera, 2004 nucleotides. RefSeq lists its product as uncharacterized. Gene Ontology annotation, cellular component: endoplasmic reticulum; Golgi apparatus. The record is from RefSeq and is a predicted model, not a curated record. The coding region runs from base 22 to 1812 and encodes 596 amino acids. The transcript has 8 exons. NCBI's taxonomy places the organism in Eukaryota, Viridiplantae, Streptophyta, Magnoliopsida, Sapindales, Anacardiaceae.